AUUUAACUGGACGCAAUCUACGACCGGCAGUGUCAAUUAGAUGCCGGCUGAGCUUGCAAGUAAGAGUGCUUCGGGUAAUACGGCACCGCAUGAGGCGCGAAAAUUCAAAUUAGUAGUUCGUGAACAAUCGAUUGAUCGAGCCAAAAUCAGAAGUGUUAUUUUAUUCGUUUGAUUGUAUCCUAAGAAAGUGUCAAACAUAGAAACAUGGAAGCGGUGUUCACAAUCAACGGAAAAUUAUUCAAAGGUUCAUAAUUUUAUAUGAAUUUUCUGGUGAGAUGAAAAGUAAAUCCACACGUUGUUCCGGUGGACACCUCGCUGGGGACAUUUUUACGGAAAAAUGCCCAACUCUCGGGAGCCAAAAUGGUAUGCCGCGAAGGCGGAUGUGGUGCAUGUAUUGUCAACGUCCAAGGAGAGCAUCCAGUCACGAAGGAACACCACCGUAGAGCCAUCAAUUCUUGCCUCUUCCCGGUGUACUCCUGUCAUGGAUUGGAUAUUGUUACAGUAGAAGGUAUUGGGAACAAAACGGAUGGUUUUCACCCCAUUCAACGACGCUUGGCUCAUUUCAAUGGAACUCAGUGCGGAUUCUGUUCGCCUGGAAUGGUAAUGAACAUGUACGGUCUUUUGGAAUCUAACAAAGGGCAAAUCACAAUGAGGGAUGUGGAGAACUCGUUCGGUGGCAACCUUUGCCGGUGUACUGGCUAUCGACCGAUUUUGGAUGCAUUCAAAUCGAUGGCCAAGGAUGCCGACCCUAAGUUAAUAAUGGCUUGCCAAGAUAUUGAAGAGUUUCCGAAAAUUUGUCACAAUACGGGAAAACCUUGUGGAGGAUCAUGUGGUACAAUGACCAAAGAAGAAAUUCAUUUGGUUUUCGAAGACAAACGAGAGUGGCAUAAGGUGUUCGACAUCAAGAACCUAUUUGCCACAUUGAGGAAUGUUGGAAACCGAACUUAUAUGCUUGUAGCAGGAAACACAGCCCAUGGUGUUUAUCGCAGAAAUACAAACAUAGAAGUAUUCAUUGAUGUCAACUCAAUUGAAGAAUUGAAGAGUUAUUCACUUGAAAACAACUUGACGAUUGGGGCUGGUGUAACUCUAGCUGAACUCAUUACCAUACUGUAUAAAGCUGCUUCAGGAAAUCCAGAAUUUAGCUAUUGUAAGGAUUUAGCAAAACAUGUUCACUGGAUAGGCAAUGUUCCGGUGAGAAGUUCCGGAACAAUUGCAGGAAAUUUGAGUAUCAAAAAUCAACACGCUGACUUUCCAUCCGAUCUUUAUCUUAUUUUUAAAGCUGUAGGAGCGAAAUUGACUAUUGCGGAAAUCAACGGAAGAACCAACAUCACUUCAAUUCAUGAUAUCUGUACACUAGAUAUGACCAAAAAAGUUAUACUGAAUGUUGUCCUUCCUCCACUGAAUCCGACAACGUUCGAGUUAAGAUCUUACAAGAUAAUGCCUCGAGCUCAGAGUGCACCGGGAUAUAUAAAUGCAGCUGUCCUGUUUGAGUUCAAUACCCAAAAUCCGACGAUUGAAUCAGCUUCAAUUUGCUUCGGUGGUAUCAGCUCGAAGCUUACCCAUGCAGUCAAAACAGAAGACUUUAUUCGAGGAAAAAACAUUUUUUCCGACGAAGUAUUACAAGAGACCCUUUCCACCUUGUCCAAUGAAGUAAGCACAUGUAACGGAUCAGCAAACUCUGCACCAUCAAAGUAUCGCCAGCAACUUGCCUUUUCGCUUUUAUACCGUGCGAUUUUGAGCAUUUCCAGUGGUAGAAAAAUAGAACUAAACUCUCGGUAUAAAUCGGGGGCUACUGCUCUUCACAGACCACUUUCCACCGGUCAACAGAACUUCCAAACCAUCGAGAAGAAUUGGCCAUUGACGAAGAACAUUCCCAAAGUUGAAGGACUAACCCAAACGGCUGGGGAAGCAAAGUACAUAGAAGAUCUACCAGUAGUACCUAACGAACUCUACGGGGCUCUUGUACUUGCGACCCAUCCCAGAGCAGAGAUUCUGAACAUCGAUCCUAGCGCCGCAUUGCAACUGCCAGGUGUUGAAGCCUUCUAUUGCGCCCGAGACAUCCCGGGGCGGAAUGACUUCAUGCCAACUGAGCUUGAUAAUCCGGAAACGGAGGAGAUCUUCUGCAGUAGCAAAGUACUCUAUCACGGGCAACCGAUUGGGAUCAUCCUGGCGGAAACAUUCGAUCUAGCUCAUCGAGCAGCAAAGCUCGUAGAAGUUACUUACGGUAAAUCGGACGGUAAACCCAUACUACCAACUUUGAAACAUGUAUUAGCAGCUAGCGCCACCGAUCGUAUUCACGAUCAAUCGUACGAUAAAGAAGGGGAAGACUACGGUAAAACGUUCCCUUCGAUCAGGAAGAUUACGGGUCGUUUUGAACUACCAGGUCAAUUUCACUUUUCAAUGGAACCGCAAACUUGUAUCUGCGUUCCGAUCGAGGACGGUAUGAACGUGUACAGCUCAACGCAGUGGGUUGAUCUGUGCCAGGUUGCGAUCGCUCAAGCUCUAAACAUUCCGGAAAAUAGUUUGAAUUUCUUCAUUCGUCGAUUGGGAGGUGCCUUUGGGGCAAAAAUUUCCCGUGCAUCGCAAAUCGCCUGUGCCUCAGCAAUCGCCGCUCACUUCAGUCAGCGUCCGGUUCGGUUGAUAAUGUCACUGGAAUCAAACAUGGAAGCCAUAGGAAAACGUGCCUCCUGUAUCAGCAAUUAUCAAGUAGAGGUUAACGAAAACGGCCAAAUCAGCAAGCUGUUAAAUAACUACGUAGAAGACUACGGCUGUAGUUUGAAUGAACCGAUUGAAGCUGUUACGGCACAAUUUUACAAGAACUGCUAUGAUGCAAGCCGAUGGAAGUUGGUUGGUAAAGCGGCCGUCACUGACUCAGCUAGCAAUACUUACUGUCGAGGACCUGGGACGAAUGAAGGUAUCUCGAUGAUCGAGAACAUCAUGGAGCAUAUAGCACAUGUUUUGAAUAAAGACCCAUUGGAGGUUCGACUGCAGAAUAUGAGCUCAGAUUGCAAGAUAAGAGAUUUGCUUCCUGAAUUUCUCACUGAUGUCGAAUACAAAAAACGGAAGCUCCAGAUCUACCAGUUUAACGAAUCGAACCGAUGGAAGAAGCGAGGAAUAGCGGUUGUUCCGAUGCAAUAUCCUCAAGCGUUUUUCGGACAAAUGCAUGCACUGGUAUCGGUCUACCAUAUGGAUGGGACGGUGUCCAUUACAACGGGAGGAAUCGAUUUUGGACAAGGUGUAAAUACCAAGAUAGCUCAGGUUGCAGGACAUGUUUUAGGCAUUUCAACAGCAAUGAUCAGUAUUAAGGCGAUGAACAACAUCACAUCACCAAAUGCAUCGGUUUCCGGUGGUAGUAUGACUAGUGAUGCCGCCAGUUAUGCCGUCAAGAAGGCUUGUGAAGUUCUUGUAAAACGCAUGGAACCAAUUCGACAAAAGUUCCCCACGGAAACCUGGGAGCAGAUUACUCAACGAUGCUAUAAAGAAAACAUAGAUCUGUGCGCUUUAUUCCAGUACAAACAUGGAGAUAUCCAGGACUACAUUGUUUGGGGUUUGUGCUGUGCUGAGGUGGAAGUGGAUGUACUUACGGGAAAUUUGCAAAUUGCUCGCGUGGAUAUUUUGGAGGACACUGGAGAAAGUGUUAGCCCGGGCAUCGAUAUCGGUCAAAUCGAAGGGGCAUUUGUUAUGGGGAUAGGAUUAUAUUUCACGGAAAAUCUCAUCUACAGUGAGGAGAAUGGUCAACUGCUUACAAAUCGUACAUGGAACUACUAUUUGCCGGGCGCAAAGGACAUCCCAAUUGAUUUCAGAAUAAAACUACUGCACAAUACGUUCAAUGAAAACUUCAUACUGAGAUCUAAAACUACCGGAGAACCUGCUUUGAAUUUGACUGUGGCGCUACUGUUUGCCCUUAGGCAGGCAUUGAAUUCUGCCCGAAAAGAUGCUGGCCUGUCUAAUGACUGGUAUACAAUGGUUACACCAACAACACCUGAAGAAAUCUGCUUGCUGGCGGGAACCAAAUUGGACUGUUUCAAACUUCACUAAACGUUUAUAUGUAUUACUAUGUAUGGGUUUAUAUCGGGAAAUUCAAUAAAGUUGAUCUUUAGGGUACAA
This is a messenger RNA of Malaya genurostris, 4107 nucleotides long. RefSeq lists its product as uncharacterized. Bases 361 to 4038 code for a protein of 1225 amino acids. Gene Ontology annotation, molecular function: 2 iron, 2 sulfur cluster binding; FAD binding; oxidoreductase activity. Lineage: Eukaryota; Metazoa; Arthropoda; Insecta; Diptera; Culicidae. The record is from RefSeq and is a predicted model, not a curated record. The transcript is spliced from 7 exons.